AUGGAGACACAAGAUGGCGAUCAGCAGGAGCAGCAGCCCCUCCUGACCCUCGCUCACAAGCUGUUUCUCCUCACGCACCCCGAUGUCGAGGACAUCGAGAAGGUCCGCCUCCGGGAGGAGGCGCUGACAUUCAUCAAGGCCGACGGUAAGAGCAUUGCUCCCCCAUUUUUGUCCAACUACAUGUCUUCGUCCUUGUUUUUUUAGCUUCAUGGCCUGAUUGGAUCAUAUCUUCUGCUCUCCAAGACAUGGCUUCGUUGUACGAGUCUCUGGCUGCGAAGUCGGUGCUGCCUUUGGAUGCGGAGGUCCUGGAGUCGAUGCGCAGGAGAAUCGACGAGGAGAUUAAGAAACUGGACGAAAAGUGAGUUAUCGCUCAGUUUGCGAACUUGUCGUCUAUUCUUUGCCCGGGGGUUCCGUAGAUCUGUGGUUGUGGAAAUAACAGUUUUUCAGAAACUGAGAUUAAAGAGGACGACAGAGUAAAACUUGAAUUGUCAUCCUCCACUGGAUAGGCUGAUCUGAACUUUCACUUAGUCGAACAGUUCGGGAAAAAAAUCGUUGCCUGAAUUUUCUUCCUGCCGUGUAGUUUUAUCUUGCGACUAAUAGAAAAGCCCUAGUUCCUCGAUUAUGUUAUUUCCAUUAAUGAGGUAUGAGGUUAUGCGUAAAUUAACUAUGACCUACCCUUUAGAUCACCUUCUUUGUUGAAUGCUAAUGACGUAUCAUGAUUACUGGGGUAUAUUUCCACUUUGGUAAUGUAACCAAUAGUGCAGGUUCCCGUUAAACAUAGGAGUACCGUCCUUUUCUGCUCAAACCGUCUCUAUGAAGUAUUCUCUUUGCAUAAGUUGAUGUCCUGUGCAGUGAGGUGUAACAAUAUGAGGAUUGUUGUCAUCGAUUUUUUCUUGAAAUUUAUGCAAUCAUUCUCCAGCUUGUGGAUUUAUUUCAUCAUGUUUCGUUUUUUUACAGUGUUUUUAUACACUCAUCUAUUUUUCCCAUGAAUGUAGCUGGCACACGAAAUAAAUGCAGUUGUAAUCCUGCAGAUAUCGACAGAUCGAACUGUUUUAGAGUCAUCUCUUAUUUCGCCUUUCAAACUUUAUAGAUCUCUUCCCUGUACGAUUAGUUGAUGGUUAGAUUCCUAAAGUUGUCUUUAUCUGUCCCUUUUAGCUAGGCUAUAGACAACAUUGGCGGCCCUGCUGAUGGUUGUUGUGGUCAUCCACCUAUUCACUCGCAUCUGUUGAAGCAAUGGGCGGGGUAGGAUAAGGGGUGCUCAAGUAUUGUCAGAACAUUGGGUCUUUAAGGGCGACUAAAUCUUGGGCAGUAAUGCACGUAAAGAACGCUAAGAUAUUAUUCAGUUUCAAAGAAGACGCUUAGGGGAUACGUUGUGGUAACUCACUUUAGUAGGGCUGUAGAAAUACCUCGAUGAGGAAAUAGGACGCUUGGUGCCCUGAUGACCCCGUAAGAGAGAACCAGGAAAAUGAGGGGAAUAUGUUAUCAAUAUAGCAUAUUUAAUGUUUUAUGACCUUUCAUGCAAAAGGACACCUUUUGAAAAAUGUACACUGGUCAUGCUAUGUUCCAUUUUCACUUAGUUAGGCCAUUCAUUUGUUUCUUCCAUUAUACAGGAUUGCUGAUGCUGAAGAGAACUUAGGUGAAAGUGAAGUCCGUGAAGCUCAUCUUGCAAAAUCUUUGUUUUUCAUUAAAAUUGGUGACAAGGUAUACCUAUCCUUCAUGCAAACUUCUUCUCAUAGUUCGCGUUUCCUUUGUAAUUUCUUAUCUGAGGAAUUCCUUCUGAUUGCAGGACAAGGCUCUGGAACAGCUCAAAGUAACAGAGAGUAAAACUGUUGCUGUGGGUCAGAAAAUGGACUUAGUGUUUUACUCACUGCAGCACGGUUUUUUUUACAUGGACUUUGACCUCAUCUCGAAAUGCAUUGACAAGGCUAAGAAGUAAGAUAAAAUUUCCUAACUGAUAAUCUUCAUCCUCCAGAUCAAGUACUUUAUACAUUCUUUCCAUGAAACUCAAAAUUUUUGAAUAACUGCCAGCUUAUUCGAGGAGGGCGGCGAUUGGGAAAGGAAGAAUCGAUUAAAAGUGUAUGAAGGGCUAUUCUGCUUGUCUACCAGAAAUUUUAAGAAAGCUGCAGAUCUGUUUUUGGAUUCCAUCUCUACCUUCACUACAUACGAGCUGUUUCCUUAUGAUACUUUCAUUUUCUAUACGGUUCUUGCAAGCGUCAUAUCACUUGAUAGAGUUUCCCUAAAACAGAAGGUACCCACUUUCUUUUUAUUUAUUUGUUUCAUUAUUUUUUGGUUAUAUAAUUUUUUGCUCAUCGCAUGGUAGGUAGUGGACGCUCCUGAGAUCCUGGCAGUGAUUGGCAAAAUUCCGCAUCUUGCUGAGUUUCUGAACUCCCUCCAUGGGUGCCAGUACAAGUCAUUCUUUUCAGCAUUCUGUAAGCGGUCAAUUUUUUGGGCAUUAUGUCGUUUCUUUCUUUCUUUUAAAGUGAAUAAUGCAGCGAACUCAUUGUUGCAAAUAUUUCUUACGUCAAGUAGUCAAGGGGUUGACUAGUUCUAUUGUUUAUCAUUUUUGAAACCUGACAGAGUUCCCGGAUCACACGAUUCGUUGUUGUUUCUUUGAGUGUUGUUCUCGACUGAUUUGUUAAUAUAGAGGAAAUUGAACAAUAUUAGUGCUAAGAACAGUUAGGGUUCGAAAAUUAAAGUCUUACCAGGCAACAAGAUGAACGGGAGUACCCUACCACAUCAUAAGCAGGUUGAGGUGUUUUCCACAUCAUAAGCAGCUGUUUUAAGUUCGACUUUCUGUACAAAGUAGUCUAUACAAUUACUUUCUAUUCUCUGAAUCUCUAUGGUCCUGAGAUGUUCCCCUCAAGGAAGAUGUAUCUGUCUGGCUUGAAGGCUAGUUUCUUGGGAUCCAUUAGAUAGGACUCGUAUAGUUGGUAAGUUUCUGAUACUCCUGCGGCAAUUAUGCGUCAAACUUAGGUAUCAGGCUUGGCCUUCUCACAACUCAUGCCAUAUCUCAUGAGUUGUUGUAGUCCUGUGUGCCCUGUGAACAAAAAUCUAGCUUGUUUCUGCAUUGACCUCACCACGGAUCCAUCAACUCACCUGCAUUGAUCCAUCUAUUUCAUGUACCAAGUCAAUGGUCGUUGACCUCUCAUUCGGAGAAACGCCAAGAACUCUUGCCACUUAGUCAGCGCAGCCUCCGUAAACACAGGAGUGGAAUGCAUUCACUUGCUCGAUCUCCAUUUCAGUUGUGACGAUUGAUUUCGAAAAUCUUCGAAUUUUAUAGUAUUUUUCUUAUAAUUCUCUCUCUCUCUCUCUCUCUCUCUCUCUCUCUCUCUCUCUCUCUGCUGUAGUUCACUAACAUGCCAUCUAAAGGUUGUAAUUUUUUGAGAUAUAUCAGCUCUCGGUUUCGAAUCCGUGAUUAGCUUUCUAAAUGUAGAAAGAGAAUGAUUCUCUCUCUUGACUUGUCUGUUCCUGCGGAAUGAUCUCAGCUGGGUUGACCAAGCAAAUAAAGCUGGACCGCUAUCUGCAACCCCACUUCCGAUAUUACAUGAGGGAGGUCCGGACCGUGGUCUACUCUCAGUUCUUGGAGUCCUACAAGAGCGUCACCAUGGAAGCAAUGGCGAGAGCUUUUGGAGUCAGCGUGGACUUUAUCGAUCUGUGAGUUUCCUUCUUUACCCGGUCUUUCCCCCCAGAUACAUUAUCGGAAUCCAUUCUGAAAAUAAUAAUAAUUAUUAUUAUUUGCAAUAAAAAGGGAAUUGUCCCGGUUCAUCGCGGCGGGGAAGCUGCACUGCAAGAUCGACAAGGUGGCGGGGGUGCUGGAGACGAACAGGCCGGACGCGAAGAACGCGCUCUACCAGGCGACCAUCAAGCAGGGGGACUUCCUCCUCAACCGCAUCCAGAAGCUCUCCCGCGUCAUCGACAUGUGA
Molecule: messenger RNA, 3923 nt
Organism: Spirodela intermedia
Lineage: Eukaryota; Viridiplantae; Streptophyta; Magnoliopsida; Alismatales; Araceae
Source: the annotation of a GenBank genome assembly